Messenger RNA from Chenopodium quinoa (quinoa), 825 nucleotides. RefSeq lists its product as uncharacterized. The coding region runs from base 1 to 825 and encodes 274 amino acids. Lineage: Eukaryota; Viridiplantae; Streptophyta; Magnoliopsida; Caryophyllales; Amaranthaceae. The transcript is spliced from 4 exons. The record is from RefSeq and is a predicted model, not a curated record.
AUGCCGAGAGACAAAGCAAUGGAAAAGCUCUCGGCAACGAAGAGGCCGGUUGCCAUCUCUGCAGCUAAGUACCGCACCAACGUCCUCAACAGGGCGAGUGACGAGCAGAAAGCAGCCAGGACUCCCAAGGCCUUCUCCCUCCAAACAAUCCCAACCCAAAAUUCAAAAGACUGGGCGGGUGAUGUGAGUGCAUCCGGCAAGAACCGGAAGCACAUCGCUCACAAGCCCAAGAGAGGGGACGACUCUACUCUCGAAGCUGACAGGGAGGUCAGCAAACCAGAUGCCACUCAGGCAUCGAAGGGCGGACGCCAACCCGAGGUGAAGAAGGACCUGGAUUCGGCCCGCUCCAAAAUCAAUGAUCUUAAGGCCAAAGUUAAAGGCCUUAAGGAAAAGCUUCAGCCUCUUCAACAGGCCAAGAAAGAGGCCGAGAGGGCCAAGGAGCGGGUUGGUCGUCUGGAGGGGAACCAGCAGCAGCAGCUGAAGGCCAAGUUCCAGUCCCGGGCCGAGGAGGAGAAGCAGGCCCUUGUCAAACAAAUGAUGGAAGACUACGAAUCCAUCAUGCUGACGGCAUGGGAGGCGGUACAGCCAGGUGCUGAUUUUAGCAUUUGGAAAUCUAAGUUUGAUCAAGCAAACGAGGAUUUCAAUGUUGAACUCCUUCGCCAUGCUGAAGAUGAGGCGAACAAGGAUGAAGCUGAUGGUGAAGAGGCCGACUCCUCUUCAGGCUCCUCUGAGGACGAAGACGGGGAAGAGGAGAAUGAUGAAAAUGAAGAGCAUCCGACAGCUGAUGAUGUGGCUGCCAAUGCUGAUGAUCCCUCUGCCCUCUAA